Messenger RNA from Brassica rapa (field mustard), 845 nucleotides. Its product is annotated as actin-depolymerizing factor 6. The record is from RefSeq and is a predicted model, not a curated record. Gene Ontology annotation, cellular component: actin cytoskeleton. Gene Ontology annotation, molecular function: actin binding. Gene Ontology annotation, biological process: actin filament depolymerization. NCBI's taxonomy places the organism in Eukaryota, Viridiplantae, Streptophyta, Magnoliopsida, Brassicales, Brassicaceae.
GUGUGUCGAAUCCGUCCAAAAAGAUGAAAUGGGGUCAAGUCAUCGCGUUGCUCUGACGCCACCGCCCACUUACUAGUAAACAAAAGUGUCCACCAAGACGCACCAAAGCGACGCAUCCGCAUCCGAUUUUCUUUUCGUAUAAAUUAAAUUACCCUUUUUAAUAUACAUUCUUGUCAUACUUCUCUCAAACCCGGUUCUUGUCUGAAGAAAACAGAAUCAAUCCAUGUCUUUCAGAGGACUUCGCAAGCCAAAUGCAACAUCCGGAAUGGGUGUUGCGGAUCAGAGCAAGACCACAUACCACGAGCUCCAGAGGAAGAAGACUCAUCGCUACGUCGUCUUCAAGAUCGACGAACUCAAAAACCAAGUUGUGGUUGAGAAGACAGGAAACCCGGCAGAGAGCUACGACGACUUCUUAGCUUCUCUCCCCGACAAUGAUUGCAGAUACGCUGUUUACGACUUCGAUUUCGUCACCGCUGAGAAUUGCCAGAAGAGCAAAAUCUUCUUCGUCGCUUGGUCUCCGGAGACUUCAAGAAUCAGGGCGAAGAUGCUUUACGCUACAUCGAAGGAGAGGUUUAGGAGGGAGCUUCAAGGGAUUCACUACGAGAUUCAAGCUACUGAUCCUACUGAGGUUGAUCUUGAUGUCCUACGCGAACGAGCAAACUGAGGAUUAUUUGUUCUCUAUUUAAGACAAUUACUUAUGGUAAUGUAAUGAAAAUAAUCAUUCAGGAUAUUCUCGUCUCUUGUGGGUGGAUUUGUGUAAUCACAGUUUCAUGUUCUAUGGACAAAGUGUAUUAAACUCAGUUGAUGUUUCAGAUUGCUCAUCUAUAAAACCUCUUUGUAACUUA